AUGUUUUUCAUCAAUGAAUGUCGCUUCCCGCAUUACCAACGAUCGAUACUACUAACAAUGGCACGCAGACGGAAAAAGGAAGGACGACCACGCCGCCAGAGGACAACGUUCAGCAGUGAGCAGACACUCCGACUCGAAGUUGAGUUCCAUAGAAACGAGUACAUCUCCCGGGGCAGACGUUUCGAGCUGGCCGAGAUUUUGAAACUGUCAGAGACGCAGAUAAAAAUCUGGUUUCAAAAUCGUCGAGCGAAGGACAAAAGAAUAGAAAAAGCCCAGAUUGACCAACAGUACAGAGCCUUCGCCGCAGUAAACGGAUUGUUUAGCCCAUUCAAUGCACAUUAUCCACAAGUGAUUACUUCGAGUAUGACGACGAUAUCAGCAACCGCGAGCCACCACUCCAAUUCGAUGUAUGAUCAGUUGAAUGCCGCACCUGUAGGUGACCCGAGGCUUCCAAAGUAGUUGCUCGAAAAGAAAAACCAACAUCACUAACUAGUCCUAUUUGAUCAUGUUUUUUAAAUAA
This is a messenger RNA of Uranotaenia lowii, 520 nucleotides long. RefSeq names its product homeobox protein rough-like. The transcript has 3 exons. Gene Ontology annotation, biological process: regulation of DNA-templated transcription. The coding region runs from base 1 to 459 and encodes 152 amino acids. The record is from RefSeq and is a predicted model, not a curated record. Lineage: Eukaryota; Metazoa; Arthropoda; Insecta; Diptera; Culicidae. Gene Ontology annotation, molecular function: DNA binding; DNA-binding transcription factor activity, RNA polymerase II-specific.